Molecule: messenger RNA, 1158 nt
Organism: Oncorhynchus nerka (sockeye salmon)
Lineage: Eukaryota; Metazoa; Chordata; Actinopteri; Salmoniformes; Salmonidae
Exons: 3
Source: RefSeq, a predicted model, not a curated record
AACAAAUUGUUGUUUACAAUGAGGGCCUACCAGAAGGCCUCCUGAGAGCAGGUAGCCUAGUGGUUAGAACAGGUAGCCUAGUGGUUAGAGCAGGUAGCCUAGUGGUUAGAGCAGGUAGCCUAGUGGUUAGAGCAGGUAGCCUAGGCCUACCAGAAGGCCUCCUGAGAGCAGGUAGCCUAGGCCUACCAGAAGGCCUCCUGAGAGCAGGUAGCCUAGUGGUUAGAACAGGUAGCCUAGUGGUUAGAGCAGGUAGCCUAGGCCUACCAGAAGGCCUCCUGAGAGCAGGUAGCCUAGUGGUUAGAACAGGUAGCCUAGGCCUACCAGAAGGCCUCCUGAGAGCAGGUAGCCUAGUGGUUAGAACAGGUAGCCUAGUGGUUAGAGCAGGUAGCCUAGGCCUACCAGAAGGCCUCCUGAGAGCAGGUAGCCUAGUGGUUAGAACAGGUAGCCUAGGCCUACCAGAAGGCCUCCUGAGAGCAGGUAGCCUAGUGGUUAGAACAGGUAGCCUAGGCCUACCAGAAGGCCUCCUGAGAGCAGGUAGCCUAGUGGUUAGAACAGGUAGCCUAGGCCUACCAGAAGGCCUCCUGAGAGCAGGUAGCCUAGUGGUUAGAACAGGUAGCCUAGUGGUUAGAGCAGGUAGCCUAGGCCUACCAGAAGGCCUCCUGAGAGCAGGUAGCCUAGUGGUUAGAGCAGGUAGCCUAGGCCUACCAGAAGGCCUCCUGAGAGCAGGUAGCCUAGUGGUUAGAACAGGUAGCCUAGGCCUACCAGAAGGCCUCCUGAGAGCAGGUAGCCUAGUGGUUAGAACAGGUAGCCUAGGCCUACCAGAAGGCCUCCUGAGAGCAGGUAGCCUAGUGGUUAGAACAGGUAGCCUAGGCCUACCAGAAGGCCUCCUGAGAGCAGGUAGCCUAGUGGUUAGAGCAGGUAGCCUAGUGGUUAGAGCAGGUAGCCUAGGCCUACCAGAAGGCCUCCUGAGAGCAGGUAGCCUAGUGGUUAGAGCAGGUAGCCUAGGCCUACCAGAAGGCCUCCUGAGAGCAGGUAGCCUAGUGGUUAGAGCAGGUAGCCUAGUGGUUAGAGCAGGUAGCCUAGUGGUUAGAGCAGGUAGCCUAGUGGUUAGAGCAGGUAGCCUAGUGGUUAGAGCAGGUAGCCUAGUGCCUAGACCAG